Molecule: messenger RNA, 672 nt
Organism: Ctenocephalides felis (cat flea)
Lineage: Eukaryota; Metazoa; Arthropoda; Insecta; Siphonaptera; Pulicidae
Product: cuticle protein 6-like
Exons: 2
Coding region: 1-672 (223 amino acids)
Cellular component (GO): chitin-based extracellular matrix
Molecular function (GO): structural constituent of chitin-based larval cuticle
Source: RefSeq, a predicted model, not a curated record
AUGUCUUUUGUAUCAAUCUUGUGUUUUGUGGCUGUAGCCUUUUCGGCAGUAUCAGCUCGCCCAGGAAUACUUUUCCAACAGCCAUAUGUUGCGAGUCCUUACGUAGCAACUCCUUAUGUUGCCGGAGGACACGUGAGCACCCAAUACCACUCUCAAGAUGAUUUCGGCCAAUACGCCUACGGAUACAACAAUGGCUUCGACUCAAAGACCGAACACAAAACUUUGGACGGAGUGACCAGAGGAUCAUACUCAUAUGUCGACGCCGAAGGAAAACUGCAAAGCGUCCACUACACUGCUGAUGCUGUUAACGGUUUCCGUGUAGCUGCAACCAACUUGCCUGAGGAUUCCGGUUCUGCUCCAUCUGCUGAAGGAUACGUUGCUCCCAUUUCAGGUGAUGUGCCAACUCCCGUAGAAGAGACACCCGAGGUUGCCGAAGCCAGGUCUGCUCAUUUGAAGGCUGUCGAAGAGGCUAAGGUGCGCAACGCCCUCGCUCCUGUUCCUGUUGAAGCUCCAUUAGUAAGAUACGUCUCUCCUUAUGUGGCGCCCACAUUCAACUACGUCACACCAUAUGUGACUCCUUACAGCACAUACGUUCACGGUGUCCCCACACCCGUCUUCAGACAUUAUGCUCCUGAAACUGUCCAAUAUGUUGCCAAAGUUGGCACCUACUAA